GAAGAUGUCUGACAACCCAGAUGCUAUAAAUGUUGAUAGCAUCAUCACACGGCUGCUGGAAGUGAGAGGUGCCAGGCCAGGUAAACAGGUGCAGUUGUCGGAAGCUGAGAUUCGAGGUCUAUGUCUCAAGUCCAGAGAGAUAUUUCUGAGCCAGCCGAUCUUGCUGGAACUGGAAGCUCCUCUGAAGAUCUGCGGAGACAUCCACGGACAGUACACGGACCUGUUGAGGUUAUUCGAGUACGGAGGCUACCCCCCGGAAUCAAACUAUCUGUUCCUAGGGGAUUACGUAGACAGAGGAAAGCAGUCCCUCGAGACUAUUUGUUUGCUGCUUGCAUACAAGAUCAAGUACCCAGAGAACUUCUUUAUGCUGAGAGGUAACCACGAGUGCGCCAGCAUCAACAGAAUAUACGGCUUCUACGAUGAGUGCAAAAGAAGAUAUAACAUCAAACUGUGGAAAACAUUCACAGACUGCUUCAACUGUCUGCCAAUUGCAGCCAUCAUUGACGAGAAGAUAUUUUGCUGUCACGGAGGACUAUCGCCCGACCUCCAGUCCAUGGAACAGAUCAGACGCAUCAUGCGACCCACUGACGUCCCGGACACUGGACUCCUCUGUGACCUCUUGUGGAGUGAUCCAGACAAGGACGUACAGGGUUGGGGUGAGAACGACAGAGGAGUCUCGUUCACUUUCGGAGCAGAUGUUGUGUCCAAGUUUUUGAACAAACACGACCUUGACCUGAUAUGUCGGGCACAUCAGGUAGUAGAGGACGGAUAUGAAUUCUUCGCCAAACGACAACUAGUGACGCUGUUCAGUGCCCCCAACUACUGUGGCGAGUUCGACAACGCAGGGGGAAUGAUGUCUGUCGACGAGACACUAAUGUGUUCGUUCCAGAUCCUCAAACCCUCCGAGCGGAAAGCGAAGUACAGUUACGGAGGAAUGAAUUCUGGUCGACCGGUGACCCCACCCAGAAACCCCGCCAAAAAGAAGUAAACAGGAGGAAUAAACACGAAACAGGCGAUACUACAUGGACAGAAUAUCCGUAAAAAAAAACAAAAACUGAAACACCUAUCAACGGCCAUAGACCGGCUGAACUUGAGUUGAUGUUAUUAGAGUAAUAAUACUUUCAUGAUGUUUAGUUGUGAAUAUUCCAUCUAGUAUUAACAUUCGGCCGUCAGGUCAACAGCAGGUUAGACUCGACCGACUAGUUUUCUAACCCACCCGCCCCCACCCGACAUCGAAUGAAUCUACUAUACUACUGUUCUCGACCGUAACUUUUUUCAGAAUAUUAAUCACCAAAUUGCGAAUCGCACUGCUGACUAGAACUUUAGUUUACAGUUACUUGACUAGCAAAGCUCUUCCCCCUUCACAUUAUAUAUACUUUCCACCCAUGAAUUUUCAGGAUAAUCAUUAAAGUCAUUGGAAUCCAAAUUUGGAGAACUGUAAGAUAGAAUUAGGAAUUAUUAGACAUGGUUUGCGAAACUAUUGAACAUAAAAACCUAGUUAAAUUGUCCGUUUUUGAAACUGGAAUGAUCGAUUUUUGCCGUUUUGAGUGGUAAGAGCUUGCUAUAUCCAUGUUUUUAUCGUGUAUAUUCUAUUCGAGACCAAACAGUGCAAUUCGACACGUUGAAUUAAAAUCAGAUCGACAAAUUGACACCGAAGUGUUUUGCACAUUUGCGUAGCUGUUAGUUGAUUCCAUGAUUUGUUUGUCUGUCAAAUAUGCUCAGUCUAAUGAUUUUGUCGCAGAAAUGUUUCGAAAACCCUGUUUAUUUUGAAAUCACAGCGAACCAGAUACGUAAGAUAAACAAUUUAGAGAAUCCACAACACGUAUCCCAAUUCCAUCAAAGUAACACACAUUUUACAAGAACUAAAAGAACAAUGAUUACUUUGCAAUUGAAUUUAAUUACCAUCUUAUGAAGUUCUUGUAAUUCGUUUUCUGCUGCUGUGUCCGCGUUUUAUGCGUUUGGAAGACUUGUGAAAAAAGUGAAAUAAUUUGAAAUUUAUUGAAAUUCAAGUUCUCUAUUUCUUUACCGUCAACACAACUAGGAAAUGAGAUGAGUUUCAAAUGGUUUUCUAGAAGAGAAAAUGGAGAAGCUGAAUAAAUUGAGAUCUUAACCAAGUGUUCUAACCAUCAAAGAGUGUCCGUUUGUUUGUUGCUAAUCUAUUUGCAGUGAGUGAUUGAAUAGUAUAUCGAAAAGCCACCUAUGAAUUUAUGCGAUAAAUUAGUGAUAAAAUGGUUUGAUGCGAAAUAAAUAGUGGGUUGUUCCUUGCAUAAUUGCGGUCAAAAUUAACAGAACAUCUUACUAUACUAUGCAUUUUAUGUUCAGCUGGCACUUAAGCGUUAAAUUCAUUUUUAGUCAA
Symsagittifera roscoffensis is the source of this 2356-nucleotide messenger RNA. RefSeq names its product serine/threonine-protein phosphatase PP1-beta catalytic subunit. Lineage: Eukaryota; Metazoa; Xenacoelomorpha; Acoela; Convolutidae. Bases 5 to 988 code for a protein of 327 amino acids. The record is from RefSeq and is a predicted model, not a curated record. Gene Ontology annotation, molecular function: protein serine/threonine phosphatase activity. Gene Ontology annotation, cellular component: nucleus; cytoplasm. The transcript has 2 exons.